AAAUGAAAUAUUUGAUAUUUACACUCAACCUCAUAGUAAUUAAUAUUUUGACCCCUGUGAAUUGAGUUGUUUAGCAUUUUAUGAAUAAAGAAACUGUACCUUUAAAAGAACAAAAAAUAAUAUUUAGAAGUAGGAAUAAGUGAGUGAGUGUAGAUGAAGUGAAUGGUAUUAAUUUUGAAAGGAUAAGAAAAAGAUGAAGAAAGAAAGAAAGAAACGGUGGAAGUGAGUAUAAGCACGUGGAGGUGAUUGGGCAAUAACGUCAGCAUUCACGAAAAUGGAACCGAACCUUAAACCUCACCAUUCCACUUCUUUGUCUUUACUCAUUCUUUGCCGACCCGCACCCAUCCUCAACGAAGGAAAGCACAUUCAACAUUCAAACAAUAAUAACCUUAAUUAAACCCCUUGUUGGGGGAAUUAAUUUAGCGCAAAAACAGAGGAGACUUGGUUGGUGGGACGACGGAUGGAAAUGGUUUCCAAGGAAGCUCAGAUGUCUAUUGCUGCUUCCUCUAUGUUUCCUGGUUUCAGAUUCUGUCCCACCGAUGAAGAGUUGAUUUCUUAUUAUCUUAGGAAGAAAUUGGAUGGUCACGAAGAGAGUGUUCAAGUUAUUUCUGAGGUUGAGCUUUGUAAAUAUGAACCUUGGGAUUUACCAGCCAAAUCAUUCAUUCAAUCAGAUAACGAGUGGUUCUUCUUCUCAUCGCGUGGAAGAAAGUAUCCAAACGGUUCACAAAGUAAAAGAGCUACUGAUUGUGGCUACUGGAAAGCUACCGGAAAAGAGCGCAACGUGAAAUCGGGUUCAAACGUCAUAGGGACGAAGCGAACUUUGGUGUUUCACUUAGGUCGUGCACCUAAAGGCGAAAGGACAGAAUGGAUAAUGCACGAGUACUGCAUCAGUGACAGGUCUCCGGAUUCUUUGGUUGUUUGUCGCCUCAAGAAGAACACAGAGUUUCGUCAGAACGAUGCUUCCAAUAGAGCCUCAUCAAGUCAUAUGAAUGCAGUUAAUUCACAUGAAAGUGAUUGUGCUGCUUCAGAAGGUGGUAUUGAUCAAAGGGGUGUCUGUGAACAAGACAAGGAGGUUGAUGGUAGCUCCAAGCGUGGCAGCAGCAGUUAUGGUUCUCCUUCAAUGGAACAAAUUGAUUCCGUGUCUGAAUCAAAUCAGCGACCAGCUAAUGACACUACUUUGACAGAAUCUUCCGGCCACCUAAAGAUGGAUGAAGAGGAUUGUUAUGCAGAGAUACUAAAGAAUGAUAUCAUAAAAUUAGAUGAAUCAUCAAUGUCUCAAGGGGCUCAAACAAGACCACCUGACCCUGCCAAUUCUCAACCCUGCCAAGGCACUGCGCAACGAAGAAUACGAUUAAGGGUUGAGAAAUCGACGCAUUCUCAACCUGGAGUUCGUUUCUCAAGAACAAUGCAUCAGUCCAAGAGUAGCUCCUUUGCCAGAAUGACCAACCAUUUGAUGAUAUUUGCUUUCUUUGUUAUUGCUCUGAUGGUUUUAUUUUUUUGGUCUUUAUUGGGUGGUCACAAACAAAUGAAAUAUUGUGUGAAAAUAUUGGGUGUAAAUUGUGAUUACUUUGGGUUACUAUCCACGUCGUCACUUUCACCUCCCAACACCAGGAAAAACCCAACCGAUUCUCCAAACUUUCGAAAUCAGCGCGUGCGUUGGCCGCGCGUCACUCUCUCCAUUUCCAUAUCCGAGUUUCCAAAAUCACUUUCUCAUUUCCCCCUAACCUCUCCCUCAGAGGAAAGAGGGGGAACUCAAACUCCUCACAGAUCGAUCAUGAAUUUAGCAAGUUUUCUCCUCCACACCAAUUCAUUAGUAGUCAUGUCGAGGCCUAUGUUGCUUGUUUUCUUGUUGAUUAUACUUAUAAUCACUUCCCAGUUUGAGUGGAAGCAACAGCUUGUGGCCGAUGUUGAAUUGAAUCCCGCUGUAUCUCAAAAGCAGCAUCAUAUUUCUACGGCUGAAGAAACCGUUAAGGAGAAGAUUAUUUUAGUGCAAGAGAAGAAUAUCCGAAGACUGAAUGAGCUUGUGCGGCAUCUUCAGGAACAACUGCAGCAGUGUAAAGGAAGCAAUGGAACUAUAAAUAGUACUGUAGGCCCUCUAACUGAGCGGAUUCUUGAGCUUGAGCGGCAACAAAUUUUAGAGGAUUAAAAGCCUUUGCAACAUGCUAAUGAAGCUAAUCUUGAUGCUCAAGUUGUAAAUUUGUUUCUUAAUUCCUUCAAAAGGAAUUGUUGUAUGUUGUAACAAAUAUGCUGCUACCUGUAUGAAAUACAAAUUUGAGCUCUAUCUCAAUGUGCAUUUUUCAAUGAAAAAUGCAGUGUUUAAAUAUUCUGUUCACCCAAGAAUAACAAAAUAUUGCCGGCCCAUUUUUUUCAGAUUAGAGUUAACUUCAAGAUCAUGAGAACCUUGGUAAGAGAAUGGGUUGAAAAGGGAAUGUAGCAAUGCUAAUGUAAUGUUGCAAUAUUUGCUAGUAGAUUGCUGGCUAGCUGUGUUAUUAGUUUCUUACAGUGGAGUUAAAAACAUUAUUGGAUGUACGUUCAACAAGAAAUCCCCUUUUUAUUGUCAUUUCCUUUUUCCCUUAAUUUCUCGUGCUUAAACAAUACGCACUAUUUCUUCCUAUGUAUGUGUUCCAUUUGAUUGUAAUGGAAGUAUUCGAUUUCUUUCA
Molecule: messenger RNA, 2660 nt
Organism: Cicer arietinum (chickpea)
Lineage: Eukaryota; Viridiplantae; Streptophyta; Magnoliopsida; Fabales; Fabaceae
Product: NAC domain-containing protein 40
Biological process (GO): regulation of DNA-templated transcription
Molecular function (GO): DNA binding
Source: RefSeq, a predicted model, not a curated record